Funneliformis caledonium is the source of this 1854-nucleotide messenger RNA. The record is from the annotation of a GenBank genome assembly. Lineage: Eukaryota; Fungi; Glomeromycota; Glomeromycetes; Glomerales; Glomeraceae.
AUGUCUUAUUCUUCAUAUUUUCAAGAUCAAGGAAAUUUAACAAUGAUUGAAAAAGCUCAAAAUGACGCUAAUCCUUCAUUGGAUGAAACUUCCUCAUCUUAUUCCAAAGCAGACCUUGCUAAAUUUAAAGCAUCAGAAAAAACUUUGAUGACCAGAAAGACUCAACGUAAUACAAAAGCAUUUCGAUCCGCUUUUCAAAAAUAUCCAGCUACCACACCGUCCAUUCAAAAAAACACACCUAUUCCUUCUGUUCAGAAUAAUAAUAAUUUUUUACCAUCUAUUCAGAAAAGCACUCCCAUUCCUUCUAUUCAAAAUACUUCAUCUUUUCAGAAUAAAUCUUCAACAUUUAACCAGAAAAACUCUUUUCAGAAUAAAUCUUCAUCAUCUAAUAAUAAUCAGAACAACGCAACCACUUCUUCUGUUCAGAGUACUUUAUCUUUUCAAAAUAAUUCUUCAUCAGAAAAUGGUAUGGAUAAAAAACAAGAACAUUUGAAAUCCGAAAACAAUUCAGCCGCUGUACUUAUGCAAAAAAGAAAAGGUGAUACCUAUACUUUUGAUGGUGAAUGGUCGGAUGAUGAUGUUUGGCAACCAAAUUCGAAAAAAAGAUAUUUGGAAACUGUGGUAAAGAAUCGGAGCGUCCUAAGUGAAGUGAAUAAUAAUAACAAAGAAACGUCAAGCAAUCACGAACUUUCCGAGGAACAACAACGUAUAUUUGAUUUAGUGGUAUUGAACAGAGAGAAUAUUUUCUUUACCGGAUCUGCUGGAACCGGGAAAAGUUUUCUACUCCAAAGGAUAAUUUCAUCACUAAAGGCUCGUUAUGGCAGCGAAUCAGUAGCGGUCACUGCAACUACCGGAAUAGCCGCAGUAAACAUAAGUGGAACUACGCUUCAUUCUUUUGCAGGAGUGGGUCUUGGGCGUGGCUUAGCUCCAGAACUUAUUAAGCAAGUUCAAAAAUCAGUCGCAGCACGCACUAGAUGGAAAUCUAUUGAUACUUUGGUUAUUGAUGAAAUAUCGAUGUUGGACGCACAAUUAUUUGAUAAAUUGGAGUUUAUAGCCAGGGCGAUUCGAAAUAAUAAUCGUCCUUUUGGUGGGUUACAACUUGUAGUUACCGGGGAUUUCUUUCAACUUCCACCGGUUUCAAAAGACAGGAGUAGUAAAUUUUGCUUUGAUGCUGAAAGAUGGAAGGUUUGCAUUAAACAUACUAUCCAACUAACUAAAAUAUACAGACAAAAGGAUUCAGAGCUUAUAGAAUUACUGAAUGAGAUGCGUAUUGGUGAAAUGUCCGACAAGUCCUUGGUGCUUCUUAAACAAUUGGAAAUUGAACCAAACUAUCCCGAUGACGGAAUCAGACCGACAGAACUAUAUCCGAUUAAUGAUAUGGUGAAUAAGGCCAAUGCUACGGAACUAGGCAAAAUCUCUCAUAAAUUAUACACUUAUACUUCCGUUGAUUGGGAACCACUCAGAUUUGGACAGUUACAGACUCUUUGCAAGAGUUGUCUUGCGCCAGAAAAGUUGGAACUCAAACGUAAUGCGCAAGUGAUGCUCAUUAAAAAUCUAUCCAAGGAACUAGUCAAUGGAAGUCGAGGUGUCGUGGUGGGAUUUUAUAAUCAAGCAGAUGGAACAAGCUACUACAAUGGAGAAGAUGAAGGGAUGGCGGAUGUAAAAUUACUUCCUAUCGUAAGAUUUACACAUUUAUGUGAAAUGGUUAUACAAGAAGCCGAAUGGAAGUUGACAAGUCCUGGUGACGUCGUCCUCGCUAGUCCCAAAUCACUUCAAGUUACUGGAUUUAGAAGAGAAAAAGUGAUGUAUCAUGAAAGGGUAAAGAUGUUUUAUCAAUCUUUAACUACAAUUUGA